Fibroporia radiculosa is the source of this 420-nucleotide messenger RNA. RefSeq lists its product as uncharacterized. The record is from RefSeq and is a predicted model, not a curated record. The transcript is spliced from 4 exons. Bases 1 to 420 code for a protein of 139 amino acids. Lineage: Eukaryota; Fungi; Basidiomycota; Agaricomycetes; Polyporales; Fibroporiaceae.
AUGACUCGCACUGAGCGCGCUGCGUACCCUCGUGCCAUCAUCAAAGACCGCUCCGAAGCUAAGAACGCCAUGAACAAGCGCACGCCUAAGAGCGGUGCGGGCGGCCAUAACUGGGGUGACCUCCAGCACGAGCGUGAUUUUGAGGAGGCCGGCAUGCUCGACGAAGAGGCCGAGCCUCGAGAUACCGAAGUUGUCCGCUCCCGAGAGCCUGCCCCCGAGCGCCCUGUCCAGAGGAGGACGAGCUCCUUGAGCGAGGAGGAACUCCAGCAGGCUAGGGAGUUCAGGAAGAGGGCCCUGAAGCGCGAGAAUAUUGACCUGGCGUCCAUCGCUCGCACUUCCGCAGCGGUCUCGGUCUCUCCUCCCAACAGGGACGUGCCUAUCGUUACCAACGCUGAGACGUCUUCUUUGGCCUCUGCCUAA